Messenger RNA from Camelina sativa (false flax), 1167 nucleotides. Lineage: Eukaryota; Viridiplantae; Streptophyta; Magnoliopsida; Brassicales; Brassicaceae. The record is from RefSeq and is a predicted model, not a curated record.
AUGAAACCUCUCGGGUUUGUGGAUCGAGAUCGUCCACAUUAUGUUUGUAGACUUCACAAGGCUCUAUAUGGAGUUAAGCAAGCUCCGCGAGCAUGGUAUCAGGAACUUCGCUCUUAUCUUCUUACCCUUGGGUUUGUCAACUCCGUUGCGGACACUUCGCUCUUUACUUUACAUCGACAUGGAACUACGUAUGUCUUGGUGUAUGUUGAUGAUAUACUGAUUACAGGGAGUCACGGGGAUCAGGUCUCUCAAUUCAUUUCACACCUUAGGGCCCGUUUUUCCCUCAAGGAUCUCGGAGAAAUGUCCUAUUUCCUCGGCUUAGAAGCAACCCGUACGUCGAAAGGACUUUAUCUUAUGCAAAAGAAAUACAUUGUUGACCUCCUCAUCAAGACGAACAUGUUACACUCUCGUCCGGUGAUGGUACCAAUGGCCUCCUCUCCGCCGUUAACUAUCACAUGUGGCACUCCACUCGCCAACCCAAGUGAGUAUCGGACUGUGAUCGGUAGUCUCGAAUACCUCUCCUUCACGAGACCAGACAUAGCCUACCCGGUCAACCGCCUGUCACAGUUCAUGCACAGUCCCACCGACCUACAUUGGCAGGCUGCGAAACGCAUCCUUCGGUAUCUCGCCGGUACACCCUCACAUGGCAUCUUUAUCAGCUCCGAUUCACCGACCAUCUUACAUGCAUACUUUGACGCCGACUGGUCUCGUAAUCUUGACAAUUGUGUUUCUACUAAUGCAUAUAUUCUCUAUCUUGGUGGGAAUCCCAUUUCAUGGUCCUCCAAGAAACAGCGGAGUGUUGCUCGGUCGUCGACUGAAGCGGAGUAUCGGCCGGUAGCAAACACUGCGGCGGAGCUGAGUUGGGUCUUUACUCUACUGUCGGAACUUGGUAUCACUCUCACCUCUCCUCUGGUAAUCUAUUGUGACAAUGUUGGGGCGACUUACCUCUCUGCCAAUCCUGUUUUCCAUUCUCGCAUGAAACAUAUAGCCAUCGACUUCCAUUUUGUUCGAGAAUAUGUCCAAGCUGGUGCUCUUCGGGUGUCUCAUAUCUCUAUCCAUGAUCAACUUGCGGAUGUGUUAACGAAGCCACUCCCACGUCAACAGUUCCUUGAUUGUACUUCCAAGCUUGGAGUUGCUCAGGCCCCUCCAUCUUGCGGGGGCGUGUAA